AUGGAGGCAACUACAUCGGACAUUGACGUGAUUGCACAUGUGAAGAGAACGGAUCGAUAUACGAACGCGAACGAAGAUAGUGAUGUGUCGGACGGAGGUGAGAGGGAGGCUUUAUCGGAAUUUGAUGAAGGAAGUGAAGAGGACGACAAGGAGAUUGUGGCUACCGAGGUGGGUCUUCGCACGAAAAGAGUGGAUGGAGAAGCUGGUAGUGGUUUUUUUAACGGCUGUACUGAAUGUGCAUCGUCAAUCGAUAAGAAUACGCACAAUACAGUGGAACAGAAUGUGGACACGACACACUUACUUGUCAGGAGCACCUUGCCCUCCAAUAAGUCGUUCGACCGUCAAGUGAAGGCAUUGAUAACAAGCUCGGAAUCGUACAUCUACUUCAAUCAGUGGAAGUACAAACUUAAUGACAGGAGCACAGUUACGCGCCUACGGUUAGCGUUCGAGCAACUUCUACCAAGACUUUUGGGAGCUAGAGACUACGCAGGUGCCGCAAAGGUGCUUGGCGUAAUUUAUCACAGGUUCGUGGUGACUCCGAGCUUAUGCAUUGAGGCGAGCCUUGAGAUCUUACGUCGGCGGCCGGACUACCGUAGUGAUCUGUUGAGUUUCUACGAGGCAGCAGCAGAAGUCCAGCAUGUUGACAAAAUGUCAAUUUUGAAAGAAAAGUGGCUUUUUCACGUCGUUCACGGGGAGUUUUAUGAGGCCUACCAUAUGUACCGAGACAACAUAGAGCCGAUUGAGGAAUCUACAGAAGACGCAAGGUUACUAGCCAAUUUUGGAAUCUUAUGCUAUUGGCUCAUCUUUAUUGAGUCAGAGCAACUGCGUGAACGGUUUGUACGGGAACGCACGGACUGCGACGAAGAAGAUGACGAUCAUUUGGAUGCCGAGGAUGAUAUGGAUUGUGGUGCUAGCGAGAGCGUUGAAUCCGUUAUCGAGUCCAACUACUGCUUCAAAACACCUAUUGGGGUUCACGUCUUAUACCAGCACGCCUGCAAUGCACUGAGGCGUGCAAUGGCGCUGAGCCCAAAAUCGGCAAUGUUUGUCGAAUAUUAUGUGCAGCUUCUUGUGCUGGUAGGCGAUAUUCAGCCAGCGUGCGACUAUCUUGAGGCUUUCUUUCACAUGAACCCAGAUGAUCCUCACGGACCCAGGAUGCUUGCACAGUUUUUGGAGUGCUAUUAUCCGGAUUCGAUAGAUGCUCAAGUUGCCGCGUUCACCAGGUGGAUGAAAAAUGACCCAUCAUGUAGCUACCCACUGGAAAAGGUGCUGGAAUUCUCUAGUGCUGGUGCAGUACCGUCCGUUGCGCUGACAAGAGUCCUAGUUGGAGCGCUUGAUACUUGUGGGAGCGAUUUGUAUGUUGAGCAAAGCCCAGACAUUGCAUUGAUGUUGUGGAGGAAUCUGGCAGAAUUGCUUGCAGCGAUGGAUGAGGACGUAUUUUUGAUGGAUCAAGUCGAAGAAGGAGCAACGGAUCCGCUGAGCCGACAAACUGUUGCCGAUGUAGGAGUGCAACGUGCUUGGUGGAAACGCGCUUAUUUUGCUAGGCCAAGCACAAUCCAUGAGGCGGCAUCCGUUGCAAAACGCGACAGCAUUUUUAUGGAGGUGUCCAUUUAUCGAGCUGUUGUGUCGGACCACCUUUUUCCUGGCCAGCUUUCAAUGUCAGAAGCUUUGCGCUCGGUAAUGACCUCACCGAAUAUGGUUUCCUGCCAAGACCACGUUCGCUUGUUUAAAAGUUUUUAUCCCUCAGUCCCGAAUGUGACAUCCAGAAAGGUAGCACAUACACCGUUUUCCGACAUGCCAUUUAUGCACGUGACCGAUGGUGUUAAGGAAAGAGCGUUACCCGUGUACAAAGGAAGCUCAACCACUGUGCGCGUGAUAGACCGUGAGUCUAUUGUGGAAAGAGAGGCAGCUACGGAACAGGCAAAAGUGAUGGUGACACGAACAGGGAAAGUAAAAGAAGUGGACCAGCAAUUCGUAGAGGAGCUUUACGAGACAUUAGAGUCUGAAGUUGGCUUUUUGGGCUCAAGCAACCAACGAUCUCGAAGAAAGCGGAAAGCUGAUGCAGCUUUCGCAACGCCAGCAGUGAUCCCGUGUUUUGUCCGAAUGGUUGAAGAAGAAGUCUACAACAAUCCAAAAGCCACGGCCCACCACAUUUACACGACGAUAUACCAAAAGUUGCGUCACUCCGACAUGCUAGUGCCGACGUCAAAAGUGGUGGCGCGCUGCGUGGACUUUUUUCGACAUCGAUUGAAGAAAAACGUUGAAGCGUACGGUGGCAGUGGGCUGAUGAUGCGGUACGAGGAAUCCAUUGCCACGUUCCUGCAUCGUCACAGAACGAAGGGUAUUUUUGAAGUGACGGCAGACCUCGCUAAGGCUGCUGUUGAGGAGAUGAAGCGUGUUCUGCCUUGUCCAAACCCACACUUUCCAGAUGAACAUCUCGUGGAGGAGACAAUGCGCAAGAAAGCAGCAAUGUUCGUCCGCCAGCGAAGACUUCGACUGAUAAAUCUCAAGCGAAUGCUGAAGCCUGUCUUACAGAAGAUCGUGUACAUAGAUGACAAGGUCUUUGUUGAUGCGGUCCAUUCGGUUUGCGUCCGCAAUGGGCUAAUUGGUGUGAUCACUCGCGUCGACAUCGCUCAAACGGUGCAAAGCAUUCUACCGAUGCACUAUUACAGACUGCUUCAGAGGAUGCCAGCUCGCUUUACUCGAAAGCUCACCUCGCCCAAAUUUAGGAAUAACUGCAACACACUUGGAGCAAUUCUCCAGAAGUUAAAAAGCGGAGGAUGUGCGCGAACUGCGAAAGAAGUGCAAGUGCUUUUAUGGGUGGAGAGGUACGAAGCCUUGUAUGGUCCCAUCGAUGAAAACGAGGAAGAGAGUGCUGAAGAAUGCAAGAAGGACACUUGCAGCAGCGACAGUAGCUCUAACAGUGAAAGUGGUGGCGAUAGUGAUGGCAGUGUGGGCUUGCUCGCGGAGGAUGAUGGGAAUGACGUCGACAGCAGUGACAGCUUGGACGAACACAGCAAUGAUGGCAGCGACAGCAGUGGUGGCUGA
Molecule: messenger RNA, 3045 nt
Organism: Peronospora matthiolae
Lineage: Eukaryota; Oomycota; Peronosporomycetes; Peronosporales; Peronosporaceae
Source: the annotation of a GenBank genome assembly